GCAAAGAUACAGUAAGAAAGAGGAAAAUGGUCGAAUAGAACGAACAACGAACGCACUUUCAUCGCGAUAUAAAACGAUCGUAAGGUUGUUCGUCGGAGAAAAACAGUUAAUUAUCGCGGGAUAGUUGGUAACGAAUCGCGAAUUGUUCGAAUGUCUUAGGAGCAUCGUUUCGUGACAAUCGGUUCGCGGCGGAGCAGAUACGGUCCGUUUCUAAAAACUCCUACCGAUUUCCAGCGUGCAUUUUCCUUUCUAUGUCAAAGGAGACUCGAGACGAUGUUCCGCGUUCGCAGCGAACGGUUAAAGCGAAGAGACUCUUUCGUUUCUUUCUUUCGUCGACUAUCGAGUAUAACCGCUUCGCGUUCUCGCCUGUUGGCUAAUUAUCGCAGAAACUGUCGUUAACGUCUCGAUUACCGGACCUCUGGACCUGAUCAUAACGCGUUUCUAUGCUUUCGGCAUAUUAUUUUCGACACGAAAUAUCGAAAUAUCGAAGCAUCGUCAAAGUCAUACGUUCUCUAGAAGGAAUGCUGUAGGAGGCAUGGGUGCUCGUCAAGGUUACGUUCUCGCAGCAUACAGGCAGGCACGGAUGCAAUUGACGCUUUGUAAUCAAGCAGGAACGUGGGACGUGAAAUUUCUCUUAUUCGAUCGAAGCUUCUUUUAACGAAUAAAUUCGUUAAGGCAAUACGACAGACGACGGAAAGAGAGAAGACAGCGAACAUGUCGGAACGGAAAGUAACCAUAAAGGGAUCGUCGUAGAUGAGCGACGAUGCAGAAGAGCGGUUUUGCUAUCCACCGAACUGACACGGCUGUCACAAGAUCUAAAAUUACGUUUAAUUUCGAGGGCGGUAUGUUGCAAUAUGCAGCCAAGCAUGCCGAGCAGAGCCACUUGGUGGAGCAAAUGAACACGAAAUAUUACUACUACACAAGAACGCAAGGUCUCUUCAGGAUAUGCUAUCCCAAAGAAAGACCACCAACCGUUCAAACCUAUCUGAGUCCUGUGGAGACCCACUGCAUGAACAUUAAUUACUUCAUCCCGGACGAAGAGAAUCUUACAAGAGGCUUUUCCGACGAUGCAAUGACUCGACUUCACAUGGGCAGAUCCGUGAUAGCUCUGUUUAUAGUGGGAUUCGUUGCCAUCUUUACGGCAUUCUGGACAGGUGUAGUAGGCUGUUGGAAGAGGUCACCAGGAAAUAUCACAGCCACCGCAAUUUUAAUGUUACUAGCAUGUCUGUUAAGCGCUAGCGGUAUGGGACUUUGGCACGGAGUGGAAUACUACGAGAAAGAGAAGAUCGUAGGCGAGGAAUAUUAUCAACAAUGGAGCAACGUUUUAAGGGACAACACGGUGCAGUGGUACGGCUGGUCGUUCUACCUUGCCUGGCUGGGGGUGGCUACGUGUUUCGGCACGAUGAUGCUAUUCCUGAUCGCGGCAUCCUGCCUGCGACGGGAGCAUGCCCGCGAACAGGCACAGAACGUCCUGAAGGACAACUCGCUAAUCUCGUACGACUGGUCGUACGUGGUCGCUUGGGUCGGCGUCGGUUGGUCGUUGGUCAGCGCGAUCUUGUUUAGCGCCGCCGCGAUUUGCUUGAGGGGCGAAAGAAUGCGCGAGGAGGCGAUGAACAUGCAGUACCUCAUGCCUGUAUAUCCGCAAAAACAACAGUACGCUUACGCCGGUUAUCCAGCACCGGCGGCAUACCCUGGACCGUACUACCACGGAUCGCAAUACGGGCCAUACAAUUAUUGAAAGGGUCCUGUGUCAUCUCUAUCGAUAAAGGAAUGUCUCGGAGCGCGGAGUGUGAAACGUGCUCGCACUGAAUAAAAUGUAAUCUGGCAAACGACGUUUCCCAGGGGAACAGUAAAAAAAAACGAAGAGUCUGAAGCUGAUCGUAAAUUCAAACGAGCCUGCGCGACCAACAAAGAAAAGGGAAAAAGGAACGAAGAUGACCCUGGGCCCCGCCCUAGACAUAAUUUAUCAUUUGUUUUUAAAUGCUACGUUAAGGACGUUCUUUGGUGCAAACUUGCGAGUCCCACGGUCUCCAGUAUCCAAUUUCUCUUUUGACAGGUGUAUCGGUUCGACUCGCGUGACAGUGAGAGAGUGAGAGAUAGAGAGAUAGAGAGAUAGAGAGAAAGAGAGACAGUUGCUCAAAAAGUUCACCUAUAAUAUUUACUUAGAACUGAGAUGAUCUAAUUUACAUAUACAUAUAAGUACAUAUGUAUUUUUCUUCUUAAAUCUAAUAUUUGUAUUUGGUAUUACCGUUCGUACGUGCUGACCGUGCUAGGACAAUAAUAAAAGUAUGUAGUUAAUGAUAAAUAGUAACGAUAAUACGCUUCGAGCAGAGAAGAGAUCGUUUGUUGCACGUUUCAUUGGCUACGUGAUCUUCCUCAGGGAAAUAACAAAUUAUUUGCUGUUCAACAUUCGCUUGAUAUAUGUAUAUCGUGAUGUUGAAUUUUUCAAUCGCAUGAACGCGUGUGGUAUGAAAUUCUCCUAGUACCUUAUCUUUCAUUAUUUUUUCUUCUUCCGACUUCACGACACUGCCUCAUCGAAUAUGUAUAUUCUCCCUUCGUUUAAAAUAUCGAACGAUAAGGAGAAAUCGGCAAAGAAAAGUUUGGCAACAUGGUGCAAGAGAAAUAUCCGUUAGUCACGUCGAUAUUAUGUAAAAAUGGGUGCAUUCGCGAAUAUUUCAUUUCGUAAUAACGAUUCGCUACACUUUCUAACGUUAGAGAUUCUCUUUUCUAUCUCUAACAACGUCGAUUCAUAAGAUUUAUUAUUACGAUAUCUUUGCAUAAGGUAUUAUUCGAGUAAUUUAUUAUGAAUCGAACCAUUUUCAACCUCUAUUUUCCGAGUUAACGUUCAUUAUUACGAUUACGUUGCGAAGAUUAGGCAAAUCGAUUAGAAUCUAAUGUAUAGUAUAAGUAUCAAGUUUUGUUUACGUACAUAAUACAUUCGAAACCGUUUAAUCCAGAAAUAAGUAUUAUAAACGAAACCUAACCCUUUAUAUACUAUGAACGGUGCGACGUAUCACUAAAAGUUAUUUAAUAUAUUUGGUACGUUAUAAACGAA
Messenger RNA from Megachile rotundata (alfalfa leafcutting bee), 3055 nucleotides. RefSeq lists its product as uncharacterized. The record is from RefSeq and is a predicted model, not a curated record. Lineage: Eukaryota; Metazoa; Arthropoda; Insecta; Hymenoptera; Megachilidae. Gene Ontology annotation, cellular component: membrane.